AUUCUGCCACCUCAAUUCACGCCUCUCUCUCCCUGUAACGUCACUCUAUCUCCUCUUCAUCCUUCGUGCUGGUCAUCAACUAACGGCAUUCAGAUCCCCCGCCACCAGCAACAACGCCAGCCCAAAUCGCCCAGCUAGCCGUGAUGAGCAUGUCAAUGGACGCCGAUUGUUCGAAGAAAUGCCCCAAAGGAACGUAGUGUCCUCAUACCCCAACGAGUUAACGAACCAUAGCCACCAGCCGAGUAAUCCAUCAAACAAUGGCCAGACAACCAUCAACUGAUCUCGAGGAGUACUCAUCAUCCUCAACCCUCAUCCCUUUUGACCGCCCAAUCCAUCUUCUCCGUGGACCCAUCCCCGCCGGCCAACCAGACGAUCCAUCUUCCGGCCGAUUCAUCCUCGCAUUCAGAGACCCACGAUCCUGGGCAUCAGCUUACAGAGCAUGCAAAGUUCAAAUCACCCAACAGUGCGAAACCGGUGCCCGAAUCGGCUGCUCCAUCGCUGCUUCAAAUAAAUGUAAAUCCCCAUGGUGGAAAACCCUAUUGGGUGUAGCGAAACAAGACUUGAAAGAAAGAGAAAUAUGCGAAGAGCGCGAAAUGGCAGCUUGUGUUGAAAAUUCGAAAGAGAAGUGUCAAGAAUUUGCGAAGGAGAAGUGUUUGCCAUCGUUUAAAGACGCGAGAAUCGCUUGGGAUAGUUCGAGGGUGAAUUGGAAGGAAGUUUACCGGUUGAUUAAAUGGGUAUCUUUGCCAGAAAAGAGUGCAGGUUUUGAGUUAUUGGGAGUAGAGGGGAAUUGGGUUGAGUUUAAACGCAUGAUUGAUUCGACAAAUUACAGAGGAAGUGAGCUUUUGGAUUCUAAUUACAUGGGUAGUGAAGAUUUUGCAGUUGGAAGUAAUCAAAAAAAUUGACAAUGGGGUGUCCAGUUCAUUAUAUUUCGGGUAUUGUGAGCAAAUUUUUUUGGAAUUUUUAGUAUGGCAUCACUGUUUAGGACUAGAAAGCUCUUUAAACAGUAAAUUUUUUACUAAUCUCUGAAAUUUUCUUUUGUUCUGUUGAAUCUAGGAUCUAAAUUAAUACCUAUGCGGCUGUAUGUGUAGGUGGGGAGAAUCUUAUAAUGUACUAUUACACAGUCGAAUGCUGUGACA
Messenger RNA from Ilex paraguariensis (yerba mate), 1136 nucleotides. The record is from the annotation of a GenBank genome assembly. Lineage: Eukaryota; Viridiplantae; Streptophyta; Magnoliopsida; Aquifoliales; Aquifoliaceae.